AAUAUAUCUCAUAAAGCAAUUUGCUAUUCCCAUUUUUAUGCCUUUACAAUCCAUUCGAUGUUUAAUCUUUAGUCUUUAGUUUUUACCCAAUUUAGUCGGAAACAAUCAAUUAGAUCCAGAUCCGAAACUAACAAAACCCACCCAAGCUCAAAACCCAACUAAUUUGGGUGCUGCAUCCUUCCACCUUCCUUCUUUCAGCAUCGUCAAUCACAAUUUACGAUCCAAAUUCCAGUCCUUCAAGCAUCAGAAUUCAACACUCCAGAUCUAUCAGUUGAUUUCGAUCCUCAACAAUGCCUGUAGCGAAAUUGAUAGAAGUAGAACCACCAAGCCCAAUUAGGUACUUGAUCGGAGCAACAGUGUUGAUGAUCGGCGUUGUAUUGCCUAUGGGUUACAUGAUGUUUCGCAACAAACGGGUUCCUUCUUCCUCUUCUUUCUCUAAACAAACGAACAAGGGCUUAAUAUAGAGCAAUUUUGAUCUUGGAGGAGAUAUAGAUUUCAUUCAGCGUAUUGAAGAACACAAGUAAAUGAGUAAUGUAAUGAACUGACUGAUCUGGAUAGUAGUCCUGUAAAUGUAUGGAGUUAUUGAUUCUUUUAGAUGAGUUUUUUGAACAAUGUUAUCGAAUUAAGCAUUAUCUGUUUCUUUAGCUUGAUUUGAAAAUUGUUCUAUGAAUCUUGAUGACUCCAAUUUACUUGUGCAUAAUUGUCUUCCUCUACACCCCAUUAAGGUCGAAUGUUGAAAUUUUUGCUGGAA
Messenger RNA from Amaranthus tricolor (Joseph's coat), 751 nucleotides. RefSeq lists its product as uncharacterized. Bases 291 to 464 code for a protein of 57 amino acids. Gene Ontology annotation, cellular component: Golgi apparatus. The record is from RefSeq and is a predicted model, not a curated record. The transcript has 3 exons. NCBI's taxonomy places the organism in Eukaryota, Viridiplantae, Streptophyta, Magnoliopsida, Caryophyllales, Amaranthaceae.